Molecule: messenger RNA, 3238 nt
Organism: Acomys russatus (golden spiny mouse)
Lineage: Eukaryota; Metazoa; Chordata; Mammalia; Rodentia; Muridae
Gene: Mcf2
Product: MCF.2 cell line derived transforming sequence
Exons: 25
Coding region: 356-3238 (960 amino acids)
Biological process (GO): intracellular signal transduction; dendrite development
Cellular component (GO): cytoplasm
Molecular function (GO): guanyl-nucleotide exchange factor activity
Source: RefSeq, a predicted model, not a curated record
GUUCCUAAGGAGGAGAGUGGGUUUUUCCCCUUCUUCCUCCGCUCUUAGGACGUGCCUGAUCUUCUUGAAUAGUCCAGCACAAGCUAAUCCACAAGGUUCAGUCAGGCGAAGUAGUUGGGGGACUGUGUCAACUCUGAAUUACAAUGAGCAGCAGGGAAGGAUCUGUCAGCUGACUAAUCAGGGAUAGUGAAUUUUUUUUGCAGCUCUGCCGCGGCAGUGGCAAUGGAAGCAGCCGUAGCUUUGUUUGAUAGAGAUUUUUGGCUGCUGGUUUUAAAUACCACCCAAGAAGCAGCUCGUAUUUCAUCAAUGUUGCGUUGACAAUCGGAAAAGAAGAGUGUAAUUGUGUAUAGGCGAGAUGGCAGAAGCAAAUCCCCCGAGAGGCAAGAUGAGGUUCAGAAGGAAUGCGGCCUCUUUCCCUGGGAGCUUACACUUAGUCUUGGUUUUACGUCCCACCAGUUUUCUUCAACGGACUUUCACAGACAUUGGAUUUCGAUUUAGCCAGGAGGAUUUUAUGCUGAAAUUACCAGUUGUUAUGCUGAGCUCAGUUAGUGAUUUGCUGACAUACAUUGAUGACAAGCAAUUAACCCCUGAGUUAGGCGGCACCUUGCAGUACUGCCACAGUGAAUGGAUCAUCUUCAGAAAUGCUAUAGAAAAGUUUGCUGUUACCGUGAAAGAAAUGGCUCAGAUGUUGCAAUCCUUUGGAACAGAACUGGCUGAAACAGAGCUACCAGAUGAUAUUCCUUCAAUAGAAGAGGUCCUGUCACUUCGUGCUGAAAGGUAUCAUCUGUUGAAGAAUGACUUAACAGCUGUAACCAAAGAAGGAAAAUUUCUGCUCACGAACCUGCAAGUGCCUAACACUGAAGAAAUUGCCAGUUCAAGUCUUGAAUGUUCUCAGCAAAUAAGUGGUGACUGGCAAACUAUUAAUAAGUUGCUGGCUCAAGUGCAUGAUAUGGAAAUCGCUUUUGAUGGAUUUUGGGAAAAGCACCAGCUAAAAAUGGAGCAGUAUCUACAACUGUGGAAGUUUGAGCAAGACUUUCAAGAGGUUGUGACUCAAAUUGAAUUUUUAUUAAAUCAACAAAGAGAACUGGGUGAUGUAACAGGGAACGUAGCUCAAGUAAAACAGAGACUUAAAAAAAUAGAGUUCUUGGAUGAAAAAUCUCAGGAGCUGUUAGCCAAGGUCCGGCUUGUGAUACUACAUGGCCACAAGCUUGCAUCUAGUCACCACUAUGCACUUGAUUUAAUCUGUCAGAGGUGCAAUGAGCUACGCUACCUUUCUGAUAUUUUAGUUAAUGAGAUCAGAUCAAAGCGGAUACAGCUGAGCAGGACUUUCAAAAUGCACAAACUCCUACAGCAGGCGCGUCAGUGCUGUGAUCAAGGGGAGUGCCUCCUGGCUAAUCAGGGAGUGGAUAAGUUUCAGACUAAAGGAGAUGCCCAAAAAGCACUUCAGGACGUGAAUAAUUUCCUUCAAAUGUCUGUGCCUUUCAUCAAUUAUGAUAUUGAAGACCUGCAAUAUGAAUUUGAUGUGCUCCUCUCUCCUGAACUCAAGGCUCAAAUGCAGAAUGUACAACUCAAGCUUGAAAAUAUUCGAAGUAUAUUUGAGAACCAACAGGCUGGUUCUACGAACCCAAACGAUGCACCCAAAAGGCCAGACCAGUGUGUGAUUCCUGCACCUGAAAAUAUGAUGCUAUCACAAGCAAUGUUCUUUUCACCUAAGCAUGUGGGAAUUGGAUAUUCUUUCUUUCAAGCAUGUAAACUUUUUUCAAAAGCAAAGAAGUCUUGGAGACAGAUUCAAGCUGAGAGCAAUGUGAAAAUUGAAGUCGUUCAUGAUAGCCAAGAGAAGAGGAAUUCUGAGGAAUCUCCAAGAUUGGACAAUAGCUUGGCUAUUUUAAAGAACCAUGUCCUGAAUGAGCUGAUCCAGACAGAGAGGUCAUAUGUUCGAGAACUCUUCACUGUUUUGUUGGGCUACAGAUCUGAGAUGGACAAUCCACAGAUGUUUGAUCUUAUGCCACCUCUCCUGAGAAAUAAAAAGGAUGUUCUUUUUGGAAAUAUGGCAGAAAUAUAUGAAUUCCAUAACAACAUUUUCAUGAGUAGCCUGGAAGAUUGCUCUAACGCUCCAGAAAGAGUGGGACCUUGCUUCCUGGAAAGGAAGGAUGAUUUUCAGAUGUAUGCCAAGUACUGUCAAAAUAAACCCAGGUCGGAGUUAAUUUGGAGGAAAUAUUCAGAAUGUGCCUUUUUCCAGGAAUGUCAAAAAAAAUUAAAACAUCGACUUGGUCUGGAUUCCUACUUGCUCAAACCAGUUCAGCGAAUCACUAAGUAUCAGUUGCUUUUAAAGGAGCUCUUAAAGUACAGCAAAGAAGGUGAGGGGACAACUCAGUUAAAGGAGGCGCUCGACACAAUGCUGGACUUGCUGAAGUCAGUGAAUGACUCUAUGCAUCAGAUUGCAAUCAAUGGCUACAUGGGAAAUCUGAAUGAAUUGGGCAAGAUGAUUCUGCAAGGUGCAUUCAGUGUUUGGCUAGGACACCGGAAAGGUCCCACAAAAAUGAAGGAUUUUGCAAGAUUCAAACCCAUGCAGAGACACCUUUUCUUGUAUGAAAAAGCUGUUGUGUUCUGUAAGAGGCGUGUGGAAUCUGGAGAAGGUGCCGCUAGAUACCCGUCAUACAGCUUUAAGCACUGCCUGAAAAUGGAAGAAGCUGGAAUCACAGAGCACGUGAAAGGUGAUAACCGCAAGUUUGAAAUAUGGUAUGGUGAGAAAGAAGAGACUUACAUUAUUCAGGCUCCAAAUAUUGAUGUGAAAAUGUUAUGGUUAAAAGAAAUCAGAAAAAUUUUGUUGAAGCAGCAAGAACUUUUGAUUGCUAAAGACCAGCAGGGUCAGUCAAGAGAGCAAGAUCAACUUCCUUGUCAGCAGAAGAAUGCUCAACUAUGCAAAAGCUCACCUAUUUUUAUAUGUGACUUUUUCAGAAAGCAAGAGGAAAUUUUUAUAAAUGUCAUGGAAGCAGGAGCAGAAAUGGAGCAAACCAGUGCCAUGGUGGAGUUCAGGGAGGCAAUUGUACCACUUCGGGCAGAAGCAAGUUCCACAGCUUGGAUUGAGAUGCCACCAUCUCCAGAAGGCUCUGCAGCAGCAGAACAUUCAAACAACUAUAUUUACCCUACUUACAAUGACAAUGGAGAAGAUAGGCCACAAAUGGUUAGUAUGGCACACUACAUCAAAUUUCCAGAAGCACUUUUACUGAUGAGAUAG